GAGUGGACGGUUUGUAAGGUAUUUCUUCUCCGUUAAAACUCAUGAACAUCUGGAAACUGGGAAGAAUAAACAAGGUACCUUUGAAUAUUUCACUAAACUUAAUGAACGUAAUGAACUUAACAUUUCGAUCGACUGAUCAAGGACUUAAUACAUGAAUGUCCGUCUGUUUCUCAUGCUUGUUCAAUUUACAAUAUCUUCUCUCUUCUCAUUUAGGUUUCCCCUUGAAUCUAACAGGAAAAACUUCAAUUUAGACGAGGAACUACUGGAUGCUCAUCAAUUUCCGCAUUGAGAAGAGAAAGGAAAACAAGAUGAGGACGAUGCUCCGGCUGUUGAAAGAGGGUUACGAAUUCGUUGAACUAAUCAGACACCGAUUUCCAAGAAAAGUCCAUGCUGUCAGGAUUCCACUUCGUCGUGGAUUUUAUCAGCGAAAAGAAGAUAAAGAAGUUAUGAAUACGUUGAAACGCCUCUGCAAAAAUGGUAAUUCCUCGCGCGUGAAGACCCUGAUUUUACAUGGGCCAGCAGGACACGGUAAAGUGCACUGCGCGGCAAAUCUGAUGGAUCAACUUUACACUAAACCUGUAUGCUCGCGAUUCUUCUGGAACCAAUCAUGGAAUUUUCGAAACAGACCAACAGUCCUGUGGACAAUCAACGCAACAAAUAAAGAAACGAUGCUCGAAAGUUUCUGUAGCCUUGCCAAAGAAAUCGGUCUGACUAAACAGGCCAAGGCUGCAAAUCAGGAACUAUCACUUUUCAGCAGAACAUCAGAAGGAAGACAAUACCACAUGAAUCUUCAAAAUCAAUGUCAAGAAAAUGCCUACGACAAACCUUUGAAACAAAUUUACGAAGAAGUUAUGAAGACCAUCAGACGGCACGGCUCCUGGGUGCUAUUGAUAGAAGGUGCUAAAGAAGAUAGGUCAAGUCAACAACAAUUUUGGCCGUCGCCAGGUGAUCCAAGCCUUGGAAAUGGUCUGGUGAUCAUGACCACUGAAGAUUCUAAGUUACUGCAAGAGGAAGGUGAUGACUAUCCAUUAGCGAAGGUGUUCAUCGGUAAAAUGACGAAAGAAGAUGCAGUCAAAUUUUUCGCGAAAAAAAGUGGUAUGCCUUUAACUGUUGCUGAACGCUUCGCAAAUCUGGUACAUUUCAUUCCCCAGGAUAUAGCAAAGUUUGGAGCUUUUAUGAGGGAAUACCAAGAAGAAACGAAUAGACAACUAAAUUUUGAAAAUUUACCAGUACCACCGAAAGGAGUUUCAUUCCCCGAGUAUUUUACCAUGAUGAUGGAACUAACACGUGAAAAUCAAACGCAG
This is a messenger RNA of Pocillopora damicornis (cauliflower coral), 1304 nucleotides long. RefSeq lists its product as uncharacterized. The record is from RefSeq and is a predicted model, not a curated record. Lineage: Eukaryota; Metazoa; Cnidaria; Anthozoa; Scleractinia; Pocilloporidae. Gene Ontology annotation, molecular function: protein binding.